This is a messenger RNA of Hypanus sabinus (Atlantic stingray), 987 nucleotides long. RefSeq names its product complement factor H-like. NCBI's taxonomy places the organism in Eukaryota, Metazoa, Chordata, Chondrichthyes, Myliobatiformes, Dasyatidae. The record is from RefSeq and is a predicted model, not a curated record. Bases 1 to 987 code for a protein of 328 amino acids. The transcript is spliced from 7 exons.
AUGUUCAAGCACUUUUCAGAAGAUCUGAAUGAAUACACUGUGGUUGUCGUUGACUUUACUAAAGCAGUUGUGGACAAAUACAUCCCCAUGAAGUCAUUCACUGUCUUCCCCAGUCAGACGCUCUGGAUGAACCACAAGAUCCACAAUCUGCUGAAGGCCAGAUCAGUGCGUUCAGCGUCUGAAUGCAGCCAACCUGAACGAAUUAAAAAUGCAACGCCUAGAUUAAGCACCAGAAAUAAUCGUUAUCCUCAUAAUUCUUUCGUGACUUAUCAAUGUGAUUCAGGAUAUGUGGGUAUUUUACGAUACAUGUGUGUGGAUGGACAAUGGAUCAAAGACAAUCCAGACCUUACUUGCAGUUUAAAGCGUUGUGGAACUCCAGAAGAUAUUUUACAUGGAUCAUUUAAACUGAUACAAGGUGAAGAUUUGGUGUUUGGCGCACGCAUUGAAUACACGUGCGAUGAAGGAUAUCAGCUGGUGGGUACAAGAAAUUACAGUGAUUGUGAACUAUCUGGCUGGAGUGGUCGUGCCCCAUAUUGUGAAGUAAAGACCUGUCCACCGGUGAAUAACCCUGAAAAUGGAAGGAUUGCAGAACCAGGCUUUUUUGACAAUGAUCAUGAUUAUCCUUUUGGCUCCUUCCUGAGAUUUGAGUGCAAUUCUCCUGAUCUGGAAAUUCAUGGGGCUAGCCAAAUUUAUUGUUUAGAAAAUGGAACAUGGAGUAAUCCUGUACCCAAAUGCAAAGAAUUAAAAUGUAAGAGACCAGAUAUACCCAAUGCAAACGUGAAGACUAAGCAUGAGGAAUUUAGACAUCUCGAGCAGUUAUCGUACACCUGCAAUCGCAAUUAUAAGCCUUCUGGUCUUCGAUCAACCACGUGUACCCAGACCGGAUGGAAUCCACCACCAUUAUGUACACUUAGUCUGAAUCUCUGUGUUUUCCUGCGGCUGAAUCCAGGCGUGAACCCUAACACUCAAGCCCCAGAAAUUUGCUGA